Astyanax mexicanus (Mexican tetra) is the source of this 4143-nucleotide messenger RNA. RefSeq names its product transforming growth factor, alpha (gene tgfa). The record is from RefSeq and is a predicted model, not a curated record. NCBI's taxonomy places the organism in Eukaryota, Metazoa, Chordata, Actinopteri, Characiformes, Acestrorhamphidae. The transcript is spliced from 7 exons. Gene Ontology annotation, biological process: epidermal growth factor receptor signaling pathway; positive regulation of cell population proliferation; positive regulation of mitotic nuclear division. The coding region runs from base 397 to 978 and encodes 193 amino acids.
CUCCAGUAACAGCUCUCUAGUAUCUGUGUGAUUUAGCUGCUGAGCUCAGCUCGUACGCAGUGUGUGUGUGUAGUGUGUAGGGUGUAGUGUGUUAGACUCGCGGUGAAUGAUCGAGGAGAGAGCGCACACUCACUCUUAACUUGACGUCAAUUUUAAUAGACCUGAAUGGACGCAUGGCUGUUUGUGAACAGGCCAGAAGCACGCUUUAGACCGCUGCACUGUUAUGGGAAGCUGUGUGGUGAACAGCAGCGCAAUCUCAGCUUUUUCUUCUGUUUACUUCUAACAUAAAGCGCGCGUGCUUUCUUCCCCCAUGCAGACGGAGAAACACUGAUUAAAGUGGAUUUACACUUUUUUUUUUUUUACCGGAUACGCCACCACUGAAGCCUCCUUGUGAAGAUGUAUCGAGCGUUUUGGGACACGAUAUUCCUCCUGAUUGGCUCCUUGUUUACAUAUGGGCAGGUGCAGGAAAAUUCAACCUCAACAACCUCAACUCCAACAACUCCAACUCCAACAAGCAGCACCACCACAGCAACCACCAUCAGCACCACCACUGUGGCAAGUACUACUAAAGCUGUCAGAAAGUUUAUAGCAGCAGCAGUCCACUCGCACUUUGCAGACUGCCCUGACUCCCACAGCCAAUUCUGCUUCCACGGCACAUGCCGCUUCCUCAUCCUGGAGGAGACGCCUGCGUGUGUGUGUCACCCAGGAUUUAUGGGGAUGCGAUGUGAACAUGCAGACCUGUUGGCGGUGGUGGCGACCAACCACAGGCAACAGACAGUGGCUACCAUGCUAGUUCUGUGUGUAGUGGGCAGUGUCCUGCUCAUGCUGCUUUGCACACUAUUAAAUUGUUGGUGGAGGAGAGGAGGGUGUAGACAAGGUCUUUCCUGUUGGUCGGAAAAACCAAGUACCAUCAUAAAGGGAGGAUCAUCCUGCUGCCACUCAGAGACAGAAAAUGGUCCGUAUGUGCAAGUGGUUUGAUAUGGGUCCCCCAGUUGUGCUGUGGUUGUGGCCAUUUUUUCCAUUUUGUUACCUGAGGUUCCAGAACCCCCUUGGAUUCAAACUUCAGCUAAAAUCUCGAAGUUGCAGAAGCACACAGCCAUGGAAUGGAGACAGAUCCAUAUGGGAAACCAAACCAGCAGAUGUGAAAUUCAAAACACUCAUACUCUAAGGGACUGAACCAUUCCAGCCGUCUUUUUAAUGGAUUGUAAAACUGAAAAGAUGGAUGACGGAAGAUUCAUGAAAUUUGGAACACAGAACGUGAUACCUUGAACUCAGCUUUGUACUGAUCUUAUGGUCCAGAUGGAGGUGGAGAAAACAAUCCCAGAGUUAGGCUCUUGUGGAGGGAAAAAGGCCCUGGUGGAGAAGGAAUUGAGAAAUAAACCAGCACCCAAAGGAGACUAAGAUGGAUGUGAAACGUAAGAUUGAGAUUACAAGCCAAGCUUUCAUGAAAAUAUUCCUGUACAAUUGUCAAUAAUUUAAUGUUCGAUCAUUCUCCCAAGAUCCUGAGAAUGGUGUUCAUUUUGAUAGCUGAGUUUUGUCUUUUAAAUCAUGGAUAAGAGCUUGAAAAAAAAAAAAAAACUUCAACACAGUGUUUAUGGGUGUGACACAUUCACCAGGAAAUCUGUAGUUUUAAACUGGGUUUUAUUUCGGAGCAUGGCACAUGGUACCACUGUUUAAGAAUUAGACAGCAAUCUCAGACUAGAUGUAGGACAAAAGAUUGUAAAAAAAUAUUUAAACCAACAUAGAAAUACAACAUACACAUAUUUAUAUAAUAUAAAAACUACAACAUGUCUCUAUAACUCUUUGCCAAUUAUUUUUACCUGAUAUGCUUCUAAUAUGUUGUAAAGUAAUAUGUUCCAUUUAACAUUUGAGUGUCAAUGGCAGGCAUUUGACGGAAGAUGUAGUCAAGUCUUGAUAUCUGUUUGUAUUUUAUGCUAAAUGUCUAGAGGGUUUUUUGCACUUAAUAUUUUCCAUUCCAUUUUAUGGCAUAAGUCUACACAAAGGUAAACACACUUCAAAUAAAUCACCUUUGCUUUUAGUUUCAUAUAGAGAGCAUUGUUACAAGGUUUUUUUUUGUCAACAACUAUACAUAUAGAACCCACAGUUACAUUUGAGCCACAGUAUUCCCUCCCAGUACACACAGUACAGGUUGCAUGUUAACAUUUAAAUGGUUGGGUGCGCCACUUGUAUGGUCUCAAUGUGCACUUUUACACAUUUUACUGGGCACUGCUGCAAAACUGCACUCUUAACCUGAGGGCAUUAGGCCACACAAUUGAUUCAAAAAGGAUUAGAUCUUCCAUUUACUACUACUAUUGUGAGAAUUGGACCUAUUAAUUCAAAUCUAAGAGUGCAGAUUUUAUAGCAAAUUUGUCACUGUCUUAAAAGAAUUCACUGGUUCACAUUCACCUGUACAUAUACAAUACACACAUAGAAUGCCAUACUGUUCCCAGCCCAUUUAUUUAUCUCAAAUCUCUUAAACACUUUAAAAACUUUAAAAGCUUUUUAUAUUUAAGAGACAAUUUUUAACCUUGUUUAACAUUGUUCAUUGUCUUAUAUUUAUCUUCAGGCCUUUGCCAUUGUUCUCUUGUAAAGGUAUGUUAAAUGUCUGAGCUUGUAUUAGCACUGUUGAUAGGGAGAAAGUAGGCCUGGUGAAAAAGCACAUUGGGUCCCAUUUAAUCUGCACUGUUUACUGAAUCCAGAGGCUUUUGAGGUACUGCUGGUGUUUUAUAUAUAAAAAUUAUGUUUAAUCGUUGCAAGAAGCUUGAUGGAAAUUGAUUGAAUAUGUUGUCAUAUAAUGUAAAAGAGAGUGAAUGUGUGCUGGGAAUAAGUACUUAAGACAGUAGACUCCACUCUAAAAAAAUAUAUAAAAUAAAAACAAAUUCAAAGAAAUAUAAAAUACCAGUCAAAAGUUUGGACAAAAAUUCUCAAUAAUGUUUUACAUUUGUUUAAUGAACUGCUAUAGAUUAAUGUAUGUAAAUUAUAGAUUAAUAUUAAAGACAUGGCGUGGUUGUUUGGCUUUCAUAACACCUCACAUAAAAACCCAACCCGGGUGGUUUGGGGUGAGUUGAAGCGCAGAGUGAAGCAGUUAAUAAGAGCUCAGGAUCUGUAGAACUUCUUUAAGACCGCUGGAGAACCAUUCCAGGUUCUGCCUAAUGAAGGUGAAUUAGAGAGUCAGCCGAGAGAGGGCAAAGUUGGCAUCAAAGCAAAAGGUGCUACUUUGAAGAAUCUGAAGUAUAAAACAUAUUCUGGCUAAUAUAUAUAUAUUAAAUCAGGAUUUGCUUUGAAUGUGAUUUGUGAUUGUGCAUGAUGAAAUUAAGCAAAAGAUUGUGAUGAACAAGAUUUACUUUAUUUAUUUAAAUAAUUCUGACAGUGCCCAGCUUCAAAAUAAACGUAUACUUACUCCAAUUAUCAAAUGCAAAGGGGUUACACUUCAAAAAAAAACAAAACAGCAAAAUAUAUAUUGACUAUGCUAUGUGUUACAUUACCUCUUGCAUGCAUGUUUUGUAAGGUGUAUGAUUUUCUGUGAUAUUCUAUAAAGUAUAUUUGUGCAGGAUGCACAUUUAUUUUAAGCAUCAGAAUAUGCAUCUUAUUUGAACAUCUUUAGUGCAAAAAAACUCAUCACAUUCCUUAAAUGAAGGUUGUUCUGAUCAUAAUGUGACCCACAAUGUUACACUCAUGGUCUCAAUGUUUAAUGUAUUGAUGGUGAUCUUUCUCCACCUGCUCUGAUGUAACGUCUGAAACACAUUAUGUUGUGCAGUCCACUAUUUGGUCAUUAUGAAGCAUGUUUGUGUACAGUUAAUGGUAUGUACCAAGCAAUUUAUGAGUAUUCCAUGAUUACACCUGUCUUAAUCUAUACCAGAGACAAGAAGCAGCAUCUCUCUGAGUGUGACUGGAUAAACUGUGUUGUAAUCUUCACUGGUUAUGUGAUCAGAGGUAGAAAAUCCAGUUGAAUCCAUGAGUUAAUUUGCAGAAACAGAUGGGUCCUAUACUUUUAAACAUUCCUUUGUCUUUGCAAAUUCACUCUUUAAAUACUUAUUCAGUGAUAGCUGCAUCAUGCAUCUGACUUCCUGACCACUUUAAAUAUGUAUGUGUGUGUAUAUAAAUGUUUUUGUUUUUUCAAAAAGUAUAAAAAUGCUGAAUAUC